GUGAAUUGAACUCAAUAUUUUAUAAAAGAAGGAAAUUAAAAACUAAACUGAAAAAUAAUAUGAAGAGAACUUUCCUAAUUAAUACUCGUAAAUACAAAGGGACGAAGGGAGUAUAUGAUUUUUUCCCCACCUGUGAACAAUUAAUGACUAUGGAACAAGUAAAUUACAUGAGUACCUUUUUCUCCUACUCUCUCUAUGCUGCUAAGUGCUAACAUGCGCCACAUUUUCGUCUUUCCCAAUUACAGCUUAUCUCUGUCUGAUACAGUACCAGUAAUAAACUAAUAAAGGAGAGAUAAGAUUCUGUCUUCCUCUUCAAUACGGUGUCGUUUCAGCCUCUCUGCUUCGUUUCUCCUUUUGGGUUCUUCAGUAUUUCCGCCUAUUUUCUCUCUCCUAUUUCUCACUUAUUCAGGAUUAUAUAGAAGGGAGCUUGUGCAUAUGAAAAUGUUUGGUUUUACGCGGAGGCGGCCGAAGCUGGGAAGGAUGAAAGUGCACCUUGCAGACUCGGCCCAGGGUACAAAAAGUCCUUUAAGACCUCUCAAGCGGACUAGCAAUUCCAAUGUGGAAACCACUGUGGUUGCUUCUAAUCAAGAAGGCGAGUCUGAUUGUCAUUGUUCAUCUGCUCCACGAGAUAUCAGCAAUUGCACAUCAGGAAGCUCUGAGAGCUGGAUGGUUUUGUCAAUUUCUGGAGACAAGCCCAAACCUCGCCUGAACCAUGCUGCAACUGUAGUAGGAAACAAGAUGGUGGUGGUUGGUGGGGAAUCUACGGAUGGAAUGUUAGAUGAUGUGCAGGUGCUUAGUUUUGAUCAAUUUUCAUGGACCACAGCUUCUUCAAAAAUAUAUUUGUCACCAAAUACCCUGCCCCUGAAGAUCCCAUCUUGCAAGGGACAUAGUUUGGUUUCUUGGGGUAAGAAAGCUCUCUUGGUUGGAGGUAAAACUAAUCCUGGUAGCGAAAAGGUUUCAGUGUGGGCAUAUGACACAGAAACAGAAUGCUGGUCACUAAUGGAAGCAAAGGGCGAUGUACCGGUUGCUCGUAGUGGUCAUACGGUGGUCAAAUCAAGUUCUGUUUUAAUACUCUUUGGAGGUGAGGAUUCUAAAAGAAGGAAGUUAAAUGACCUUCACAUGUUUGAUCUGAAGUCAAUGACUUGGUUACCUCUUCAAUGCACGGGAACAGGUCCAUCUCCAAGAUCUAAUCAUGUUGCAGCUCUAUACGAUGAUAGGAUACUCUAUAUCUUUGGAGGGUCUUCAAAAUCUAAGACUUUUAAUGACUUGUACUCGUUAGAUUUUGAGACGAUGAUGUGGUCAAAAAACAAGAUCCGGGGUUUCCAUCCUUCACCAAGAGCUGGUUGUUGCGGUGUACUAUGUGGAACUAAAUGGUAUAUUAUUGGUGGUGGAAGCCGUAAAAAAAGACACUUGGAGACCUUAAUUUUUGACAUUGUAAAAGUUGAAUGGUCAGUUGCAACUACAUCACCUCCAUCUUCCAUCACAACCAAUAAAGGAUUUAGUCUUGUGCUGGUAGAACACAAAGAGAGGGACUUCCUUGUUGCAUUUGGAGGAUCUAGGAAAGAACCAUCAAAUCAGGUUGAAGUGCUGAUAUUGGACAAGAGUGGAAACUCUUCUGGGAGAAGGUUGGCCCCAAACAAAAAUCCAGGGUCAUUACCACGGCAUAAUCGUUCUUCAUCUAAUGAAUUUGCAUCUCAGCUUCAUGGUGCUCCUUCCUGUCCAGUUGAUUCUCUUAGACAAAAUCUAGCAUCGAUAAUAGAAGAACAUGGCUCUACUAGGAGAUCUCUAUCAGAGUCUGUCCAUGCCGAUUCAACAAAUGCCUCUGGAAGCGUUUCUCUAAGAAAGCAAUUUCACUGUGAGGAGGAUCCAACUCGUAAACCAUCGAAUUCGAGGAGUUCUGACGAUGAGAACUCACUCUCUCAGUUCUUAGAACAAAGAAGACCCCCUGAAACAGCUUGUCCAGCCGAAACCUCAGGCAGAUUUAUCAUGGAAGAUAUACCUUCUUUUUCAGAGUCUGGAAAUCUUAGUGUCCCCAGCUGUGUCAGUGAAAAGUUUCCACUUGAUAACGAGGAGAUAAUUUUCCCAGAGAGUGAUGAAAAGUGUGGAGUUUAUUCUGCUCCUUCAAGCAUAUAUCAAUUGUAUGAAACAAGAAUGGCUGCCUUGAUACGGAAGAAUGGGAUGCUUGAAGGUCAACUUGCAGCUGCUUUGGCUAAUCGUGAAGCUACUGAGAAAAACGCAUCAUCUGCUCUAAAGAGUAAGCAAGAGGCAGAGAAAAGGCUGGCUGAUACCACGAAGGAGUUGGAGUUGCUAAAGGAGAAGUUAGGAGGUCUGGAACUGGCACAGGAAGAGGCUAAUAAUUUGUCUAACAUUGCACAUUCUGAUAACAUCAGACUUGAACAUGAUGUAGCUUUCUUGAAAGCAGUCUUGGAUGACACUCAGAAGGAGCUGCAUUCUACCAGGAAAAUGCUGACUAAUGAACGAACAAGAGCUUUCCAAUUACAGUAUGAAGUUUUUCACCUGAAGCAGAGAUUGCAAUCAUUAGAGAAUCGUACAUCUACGCCAAGAAAACCAUUUCAAGGAUAAUUCAAGAAAGCAUCAAGGUUUUCCAAACUCCACAUAAUAGCUUUGGCGAUUAAUUAUUUUUGGUUAGCUUGAAUUGUAAUAUUUUGUAAAUAUCAAGAACUAUCAGGAACAAAUUCAAGUAUCAUCUAUUAAUCUCGGCUGCUAAUUAUGCA
Molecule: messenger RNA, 2735 nt
Organism: Chenopodium quinoa (quinoa)
Lineage: Eukaryota; Viridiplantae; Streptophyta; Magnoliopsida; Caryophyllales; Amaranthaceae
Product: acyl-CoA-binding domain-containing protein 4-like
Exons: 17
Coding region: 436-2583 (715 amino acids)
Molecular function (GO): protein binding
Source: RefSeq, a predicted model, not a curated record